Molecule: messenger RNA, 2283 nt
Organism: Aspergillus candidus
Lineage: Eukaryota; Fungi; Ascomycota; Eurotiomycetes; Eurotiales; Aspergillaceae
Gene: ace2
Product: putative C2H2 transcription factor (Swi5)
Exons: 2
Coding region: 1-2283 (760 amino acids)
Biological process (GO): regulation of transcription by RNA polymerase II
Cellular component (GO): nucleus
Molecular function (GO): DNA-binding transcription factor activity, RNA polymerase II-specific; RNA polymerase II cis-regulatory region sequence-specific DNA binding
Source: RefSeq, a predicted model, not a curated record
AUGUUAACCCAGCCACGCGGCAAUCUCCACGAGCGACACCGGCAACACCGACGGCAGAUCUCGACUCCCUCUGCUCUUGAGGCCGCGAAAGCACCCAGCCUCCCCGCGCAGGCAUUGCAGCGAUACCAUGCCCACCGGAGAGGCCAGAGCUUCGACCAGAGAUCUCUACAUAACCGGCGGCCGCAGUCCGUGCAAGAUGGUUCCCUUUCAAUUACUAACACAACAGUACCGCAACAGCAUCAGCCCAUGCCUGUGAUGUCCGAAUGCGCGAGUUAUAGUCAAGAACAAGUCCAGGCAUUCGCAAACCGCAGUGGCUCGACGCACCAACCGAGAAUGCCUUACAUGAACCCUGCCUAUGUCAAGAUGGGAGACCAGGGUCUCGAAGAUCGCCCUGUGAACAACACCUUCAAUGGGCUUCAACAACCACAGUUUCAGCAGUCGAAAGUUCCGUGUGGUAGUGCGAUGAAUGACCAGCAAUUUCUGGAUCAUGGCGCGUGGGAUAUGUUUCAACAAGAUAUGAUGGCUUCUGGCCUCCAGCAGCAACAGCCCAACGCCAUUCCAGCCGAUAUGAGACGGCUCUCUGUGCAGUCAGACCUCAAUCUCGCACAACAACCGCAUACGCCGAAGCCGACUCCCGCAGAGUACCUUCCCAUCACACCAGCAACAACACCGUUUAAUAAGUCAGUGGAUAUUGCCCGAUACGAUGUGCAGCCAAGUCCGACCAAGCAUCAGAGAUUUUCUGUCCCUAGCUCGGCCCAGGCCGCGUACAUGCAGCGUGCCAGGUCGCUUCAAGGAGUGGCCGGAACAUCCUUUUCUCAGCCUAGAAUUGAUAUGCCUUCCCCCCCAAACACAGCGUCGUUUGACGUGGAGAGUUUUGAUGCAUUUGACUGUCAGCAGGGUUCUAGUUUCGAAGUUCCAAUGUCUGAUAAUUCGUCCCGGAGUCAUUAUGCCUCGUCAUCGGUCGCCUCGUCGUUUAUGUCGUCCCCAGAACUGGUCGCCAUGCCCUUGCCUCCCGACGAUGAAAAGCCGCAAAAGGUCCCAAUCCUGCCAGCCACGCCCAGCCGUGCAACCCCAAAGAAGGCUAUGAGCACGUCAUCGAGUGCCUCUACCUCCAAGUCCAAGCUUUCCCCCAAGGCAGCCUCGAUCGACAAUCUCAAUCUCGACGACAGGGUCCAUGCCUCGAUCAAGGAAACUGGUGUCACCAUCGAUGAGAUCGCGGCGUACAUCCAAGGCCCCGACCCAGAGGAUGGGAAAUGGAUGUGCCUCCACCCGGGCUGCGAAAGGCGGUUUGGAAGGAAAGAAAACAUCAAGUCCCAUGUCCAGACCCAUCUGGGUGACCGUCAGUACAAGUGUGACCACUGCAACAAGUGUUUCGUUCGUGGCCAUGACCUUAAGCGCCACGCCAAAAUCCACACUGGAGACAAGCCUUACGAAUGCUUGUGCGGGAACGUGUUUGCGAGACAUGAUGCCUUGACCCGGCACCGACAGCGGGGCAUGUGCAUUGGCGGCUACAAGGGCAUUGUCCGCAAGACCACCAAACGCGGCCGUCCCAAGAAGCACAGGCCUGAGCUGGAGGACAGACAAGACAAAUCAGCCAAGACGCGUCAGAGAAUCGCCGAAAAGAUGACUUAUGACUCCUCCGCAUCUGACAUGUCCCGGAGCUCGCCGCCGUCCGAUUUCUUCGAGCACAUGAGCCUGCACGGUUCCAGCCCAUCUCAAGAGAUGCCAGUGUUCAGCAACCCCGACUAUUCGUUGCCUCCAGAUGUCUUCACCUUCACGCCUCCCGCAUCCCCUAGGGACAGCAUCGGUCACAAAUCCUCUCCCAGUCGAUUGCAGCGGUCUCUCACUCCCACCACGGAGGACGAGCUCCUUCCCCUGUCACCAUCCAAACAUGGCCUGGAGAAGAUCAGCGAGGAAGGCUUGCCUUUCCUGUCUGACAAGGGAGUGUGCCCAUACACCGAGGCGGCGAAUUCGACCGUGCAAGCCUUGUCUUCGCCCCACCCGGCACCUCCUCUGAGUGAUUCCAAUGGCUCCGAUCUUGAUAUCUUUAUCAACCAAGACACGACGACCUUUGGAAAGACCGAGUUCUCCGAUAUGACCGACUCUGGCAUGGCAACGUUCCCCGAUUACGUGAAUCCCACCUCGUUCGAUAGCGGACUGGACCUCUUCCCCGGAAAAGGCUUCUCGGCGGCUCCGCCCAUGGGCGAUGAUUUCUUUUCUUUCCAAUUCCAGGUCGACGACCAACCAUCGGACGUUAUGUCGCGGGAAUUCUUUAUGGACUAA